This is a messenger RNA of Trypanosoma conorhini, 1698 nucleotides long. RefSeq lists its product as uncharacterized. The coding region runs from base 1 to 1698 and encodes 565 amino acids. The transcript has a single exon. The record is from RefSeq and is a predicted model, not a curated record. NCBI's taxonomy places the organism in Eukaryota, Euglenozoa, Kinetoplastea, Trypanosomatida, Trypanosomatidae.
AUGCCGCUUAAAUUUGUCCCCAGAGCUUUGAACUCGGAAGACUCUAUGCGCCUCGCGCUGCUUCACAUGCUGCGGCACGAGCACGCCGUCAUUCUUCAGACAUUUGCCGGCAACGCGGCAGCGCCGCGGGGAAGGCCGCCGCGUUCGCUGCCGUCCGCCUUCUGCGGCUCAAGAGAAGGGGCAGAGGGGGCGCCGCGCCGCGAGGAAGUAGCGCCGCCGCAGCUGCCGCAGUUGGUCUACGGAACUUCGCGUCAGACGCUGGGGCCCGCGGCUCGGGCAGCGGAGGCGACGGGUUUGCCCCUGCCACAUCCCCCGCAGUUUCCUGCGGAGCGGCCGCCGCGGCUGUUCCUUUCGCUUUCGUUGCCACACUUUGACCUGCCGCUAGUGUUCGCGGCGCCGCGUCGUGGGACGCGAGACUCGCCGCGGGCUCGCCGCCGGGCGUGGCUGCCGCCGGCGGUGACGGCCAAAGACGUCGCCGCGACGUGGGAGGAGAUGUGCGCAGCCUUCUGCGCCGCGUGGGACGUCACUGUGCGAGUGGAGGGUUCCCCGUCGCCGCUGCCGCUGCCGCUGCCGCCCUCCGCGGAGCAGCCACCUCCGCCGCCGUCGCGGGACGGGCGGGCCACGCCGCUGUACCCCGCCGUUGUGCCAUGCCGGACGAUGUGCCGGCAGCAGCGGCGGCGCGAGCGCGUGCCGCCAGCUGUUUAUGCUGCGGGCUGGCUGGAAGACGUUCGGCCGGCGUUCACGGCGCAGGCCGCGGCGCUGCGGCGGUGCUUCCUUGCCGCGACGCGGGCUCCGUCCGGCGCUGCCGCCGCACAGCCGCCUCCACCGCCAGUCGUCGCGGUGGUCGACACGCCGCGCGUAAGCAGCGCCGGCGACGCGGGUGGGAGGUUCGAGUUGCCCCGCAUCGUCGUCCCGCCGCUUCCGCGCGGGGAGGGCGUGCGGAAAGCACUCCAACAGUUGCGCUUGCAGCCGUUCCUCCCACGAGCGUCGCCGCAGUGCAUGACGCGCGCCACGGAGCUGCGGUUUCCCGACGGAAAACACGUGCGGCAGACGCUGUCGCUGCGGAACACCGCGAAGGAGCGGCUGCAGGAGUUGUGCGCCUCGCGUUGCCCGCCGCGACGACGACGGCGGCGGCGGCAGGCUACCGGGUGGUUCUCGGGCGGCACAUUCUGCGUGGCGCAAGGCCGCGACCUCGCCGCCGCCGCUCUGCAUCCCUCGGCGGUGUUGUCAGCCGCCUCGCACUUGAGGCCACCGGGCCGCUCUGCCGUGAAGCGGCGGUGCGCCGAUGUUCCUCAGCCGCCGCCACCGCCCGUGGUGCACGUGCACGCCGCAGCCGUCUUCGCUCCCUCCACGUGGCAGCCGUUAACUUUCGCGGCGGAGGAAAACUCUGACGCCUGCGGUGCGGAAGGCGCAAAGAUCGCUCCUUGGCGUGUCUUUCCGCGCGAGGUGGAGCUGCAGACCUUCCAGCAGCUGUUCGAGCGGAGGCUGAGGCGGCGUGGCACGGCGAGGCAAGACGCGGAGGAGGAGGAGGAGGAUUAUGACGCGGAUGGGGAGGCGUGGUGCCAUGCGGCCUUUCUGCACGACGUUCACACCAUGCCGCUGCCGUAUCGCGAGGCUACUGCUCUCAUUGAUGACGCCAGGCUACACUACUGUUAUCGUCUGGCGCUGCACCGGGAGCGGCGGCGCCUUGGCCUUUGA